Molecule: messenger RNA, 512 nt
Organism: Eutrema salsugineum
Lineage: Eukaryota; Viridiplantae; Streptophyta; Magnoliopsida; Brassicales; Brassicaceae
Product: DNA-binding protein S1FA3
Exons: 2
Coding region: 114-335 (73 amino acids)
Biological process (GO): regulation of DNA-templated transcription
Cellular component (GO): nucleus
Molecular function (GO): DNA binding
Source: RefSeq, a predicted model, not a curated record
GGUGGUAUUAUUUAUUUGCUGAGUCUUCUCAGAAAAAAAUUUAGUCUUGGCAACUGUCUCCGAUAUAUUCUCCGGCGACUGGUGCUGAUCUCUCGGAGCUCCGAAACGCAGACAUGGCCGAAGAGUUCUCUGGAACAAUCGAAAGCAAAGGGCUCAAUCCAGGGCUGAUCGUCCUUCUUGUGAUUGGAGGGUUGCUAGUGACGUUCCUUGUAGGAAACUUCAUUCUUUACACAUACGCGCAGAAGAAUUUGCCUCCGAGGAAGAAGAAGCCGGUUUCUAAGAAGAAGAUGAAGAAAGAGAAGCUGAAGCAAGGCGUUCCAGUUCCUGGCGAGUAGGCCUAGAAAUAAUAAUAUAUGACUUUUUUUAGUUUUGAAUGUUUCGAGAUUCGCAUCAUGUUAUCUUAAAUUGACAGUAAAACCUCAAUUCUAUAAGCUUUGCUGAGAUGAUCUCGUGUCGGAUUUGAAUUGGCAUUCUAAAGUUUCUCUUUGUUGACCACUCAAAUGGCAACAAAA